Molecule: messenger RNA, 678 nt
Organism: Ipomoea triloba (trilobed morning glory)
Lineage: Eukaryota; Viridiplantae; Streptophyta; Magnoliopsida; Solanales; Convolvulaceae
Product: LOB domain-containing protein 2-like
Exons: 2
Coding region: 1-678 (225 amino acids)
Source: RefSeq, a predicted model, not a curated record
AUGCAAAGAAGCAAUGGAACCACUGCAUGCGCCUCAUGCAAGCACCAACGUAAGAAGUGCACCGAGAAGUGCGUGCUCGCGCCGUUCUUCCCGGCCGAGAAGGGCCGGGAGUUCCAAGCGGUGCACAAGGUGUUCGGGGUCAGCAACGUGACUAAGAUGGUGAGGAACUUAAAAGAAGAGGAGCGGGGCCGGGCGGUCGAAUCGCUCGUGUGGGAGGCGAUUUGCCGCCAUAAUGACCCCGUGUUGGGACCGUUCGGAGAGUACCGAAGGGUGUACGAGGAGCUGAAGCUGUACAAGAGUCAAUACGAGCCCACAGGCAUGGUGAUUGGGUGGAACAACGCCGCCCCGGCCGCCAAUAAUAACGACGGGAGGACCACCACUAACAACAACAACGUUGUACACAAUAACAACGAUAAUAACAACAACAACAACAAUAAUUCCUUGAAUUAUAUUCAUAGCAAUGGAAAUAAUUCAGUGGUGGGAUAUAAUAACUAUCCUAUAAAUCAUCCCCAAAAUUUUGAAAAAUUGAGAAGAGAAAGUGACAACGGUUCAACGGUUAUUCUACCCGCACGCCAACACCCUAUCAAUGGUUUCAAUCAGCAGUAUUUUAUUGCAGGGCAGUAUAAUCCAGCUGAUACCAAAUCAAUGGAAAGCAGCCUGUGGGAUGGAGUCUCGUAG